AUGCAGAGCACCAGAGACCCCUGCACUGGCAUAACUCUGACCCGCAGGCUCGUGGCCGUGCUGCUGCCCGGGCAGGGGGCUUCCUUCCUGCAGCUGCCAAGCCGCAGCUGUCAGAGGGGCACCAGCUCGCCCAAACGCAGGGCAUCUCCCCAGGCUGACCCUCCCUGGUGCCGACGCAUCCGCUGGUGCCACGUCGCGGACCCCUGUGAGCAAGGGCAGGCUGCCCGCAUCCCCAGCCAGCUGUGCCGCACGCCGGGUGCCAGGGAGGAGCCAGCACGGGUGGACGUUAACCUGGGGUGGAGCAGAAGGCUCCCCAGCAACGGUGGCUCCCAGCAGCACCCACCCCUGCCCACCAUGAGCGGGCUCCGUGUCAGCUACCAGCUCCUGUCCGACCAGGAGGAGGAACUGCCCGUAGGAAGCGAAGAGCUGGAUGGGGAGGAGCAGCCAGGCUGGGAGGGAGCCCCAGCAGAGCCCCCAGCCCUGGAGGAAGCAGGCAGGCUGGUGCUGAGCACGGCAAGCAGCAUCCUGCAGGACAGAGAGCUCCAGGAGCUGAGCCCCCACCUGCCCCCCCGGCUGACGAAGCAGCCCUGGCAGCUGCUGCACUGCAGCGGGCGGGACGGCUGCAGCCUGCGGACCCUGUACCAGAGAGGGGGGCGCCCGGGGUCCCCCUCACUGCUGCUCGUCAGAGACACCGAGCUGCAGGCCUUCGGUGCUUUCUCCACCAGCAGCAUUCGCUACAGCGAAGGCUUCUACGGGACCGGGGAGACCUUCCUCUUCUCCUUCUCCCCGGAGCUGAAGGUGUUCAAGUGGACUGGCAGGAACAACUUCUUCCUGAAAGGGGACAUGGACCUGUUGAUGAUUGGGGCGGGCAGCGGCAGGUUUGGGCUGUGGCUGGAUGGAGACCUUCAGCGUGGGGGCAGCCUCCCCUGCGAGACCUUCGACAACGAGACGCUGUCCGCCCGGGACCUGUUCCACGUCCGGAGCCUGGAGCUGUGGGGGCUGCCCUAA
Pogoniulus pusillus (Red-fronted tinkerbird) is the source of this 1008-nucleotide messenger RNA. RefSeq names its product TBC/LysM-associated domain containing 2 (gene TLDC2). Gene Ontology annotation, cellular component: nucleus. The record is from RefSeq and is a predicted model, not a curated record. The coding region runs from base 1 to 1008 and encodes 335 amino acids. The transcript has 8 exons. NCBI's taxonomy places the organism in Eukaryota, Metazoa, Chordata, Aves, Piciformes, Lybiidae. Gene Ontology annotation, biological process: response to oxidative stress.